Penicillium taxi is the source of this 363-nucleotide messenger RNA. Its product is annotated as tubulin-binding prefolding complex subunit YKE2. Bases 1 to 363 code for a protein of 120 amino acids. Gene Ontology annotation, molecular function: protein-folding chaperone binding. Gene Ontology annotation, biological process: protein folding; chaperone-mediated protein complex assembly. The record is from RefSeq and is a predicted model, not a curated record. The transcript has 3 exons. Lineage: Eukaryota; Fungi; Ascomycota; Eurotiomycetes; Eurotiales; Aspergillaceae. Gene Ontology annotation, cellular component: prefoldin complex; cytoplasm.
AUGGACGCUCAAAAACAGCUUCAGGCGCUUUCGGACGAGUUCCAGCAGCUCCAGACUGAGCUUGAGGGUCUAGUUGAUGCUCGCCAGAAGCUUGAGUCACAGCAACAGGAGAACCUGGGCGUACAAAGUGAAUUCGCCCAACUAGAUGACGAAUCCAACAUCUACAAACUUGUCGGACCUGUGCUGCUAAAGCAGGACAAGACCGAGGCCGUCAUGGCUGUCAACGGCCGAUUGGAAUUCAUCGAGAAAGAGAUCAAGCGAAUCGAAGGAGAUAUCACCGAGAAGCAAGAGCAGGGUGAGAAGAAGCGCGCCGAGGUCGUACAAUUGCAAGGCCAGGCACAGCAAGCUGCUGCGUCGGCAUGA